AUGAGCAUUUCAAUUCUUACACAAGAAAUAAUGGUAUAUCUAGCCAUGUAUAUGCGAACCCAGCCUGGCCUCUUUGCUGAAAUGUUUCGACUUCGAAUUGGUCUGAUUAUACAAGUUAUGGCAACAGAACUGGCCCACUCCCUUCGAUGCUCAGCUGAGGAAGCCACAGAGGGCCUGAUGAAUCUCAGUCCUUCAGCCAUGAAGAGUCUCCUGCAUCAUAUUCUCAGUGGCAAGGAGUUUGGAGUAGAACGAAGUGUUCGUCCCACUGAUUCAAAUGUCAGUCUUGCUAUUUCUAUCCAUGAGAUUGGUGCUGUUGGAGCAACCAAAACAGAACGAACUGGGAUCAUGCAGUUAAAAAGUGAGAUAAAGCAGGUGGAAUUAUAUAGACUGUCUAUCUCAGCUGAGAGUCAGUCACCUGGAGCCUCUAUGACUCCAAGUAGUGGGUCCUUGCCUAGUGUGUAUGAUCAACAGUCAUCUAAAGAUAGUCGUCAAGGUCAAUGGCAACGUCGAAGAAGGUUGGAUGGAGCACUGAAUAGAGUCCCAGUUGGAUUUUAUCAAAAAGUAUGGAAAGUUUUGCAGAAGUGCCAUGGACUUUCUGUGGAAGGUUUUGUUCUUCCUUCUUCAACCACCAGAGAGAUGACUCCAGGAGAGAUUAAAUUCUCUGUUCACGUGGAGUCUGUCCUGAAUCGUGUACCUCAACCAGAGUACCGCCAGCUUCUGGUUGAAGCCAUCCUUGUCCUCACCAUGCUGGCAGAUAUUGAAAUUCAUAGCAUUGGCAGCAUCAUUGCUGUGGAAAAAAUAGUGCAUAUUGCCAAUGACUUGUUCCUUCAAGAACAGAAAACUCUUGGUGCAGAUGAUAUCAUGUUGGCAAAGGAUCCCGCAUCUGGCAUCUGUACUCUUCUAUAUGACAGUGCACCAAGUGGCAGGUUUGGCACCAUGACCUAUCUCUCCAAGGCAGCUGCCACCUACGUGCAGGAGUUCCUGCCCCACAGCAUCUGUGCCAUGCAAUGAGACUUUGGGUCCUGGCUUCUGGGAGACUUUUGACAGCUGGUCCCUGCCUUGGUUGAUUGUGCAUGGAACUGAAAUGUAUCGCCUGAUCACUCCCACCUCUGGUCCUUCCUAUCCCAUCCUCCCCAAGAAGAAAGAACUUUUUCAAUAAACUAACUGCUUUAGAAGAAGUGAACCCUUAUCUGGAGGCUCACCUCCAGUAUGCAUAUGCUCAACCAGGCCUGUCAUAAUUGUUUAAUUUUUUCAUGAUUCAUAAAAGUUUGCAUGUAUUUUUAUUCUCUAAAUCUGUUACCAACACAGUUUUCUAACUCCUGUUUGAGAAGCGGGUGUUAAUAAUAACUUAUUCCUAAAGUUUGGUUUUUCUUAUGUCUGAUUUUAUUGUAUACAUGAGUGGUAGGUGCUUUGUGACAUUAUUUCAAAUGAGUAAACCCUAAAUUGUUAGAUUUUAUUCUGCUAUAAAAUGGAAAUAUCUA
Molecule: messenger RNA, 1481 nt
Organism: Carlito syrichta (Philippine tarsier)
Lineage: Eukaryota; Metazoa; Chordata; Mammalia; Primates; Tarsiidae
Product: phosphorylase b kinase regulatory subunit alpha, skeletal muscle isoform
Exons: 9
Coding region: 1-1011 (336 amino acids)
Biological process (GO): glycogen metabolic process
Cellular component (GO): phosphorylase kinase complex
Molecular function (GO): calmodulin binding
Source: RefSeq, a predicted model, not a curated record